AGCGUGGCAGCGUGCGCACACACGUUAACUUUUUGUGGCCACAUGUUCUUUAUCUGCCGGCUUUUACAGCAGUGAGAACUUCGUCUCUGUUGAAUUCGUAUUAAUCAUCAAGAAGAUUCGAACAUUAAUUCGAUUCAAUAAAAAUGGCAUCUGCUGAAUACCUAAGCAUGGAUGUAGCUGCACCAGUUGUAGAAGAAAAGCCUGACGCUGCAGAUGGCACAGAAAAACCAGUCACUGAAAAGAAAGAAGACAUGACUUCACGGGACUACUAUUUUGAUUCUUAUGCUCAUUUCGGUAUUCAUGAAGAGAUGUUGAAAGACGAAGUCAGGACUCUCACAUAUAGAAAUUCGAUGUACCACAACAAGCACCUUUUCAAGGGUAAAGUUGUUUUAGAUAUUGGCUGUGGAACUGGUAUCUUGUCCAUGUUUGCCGCCAAAGCUGGAGCUGCCCGAGUUUUUGGCAUUGAUUGCUCUGAUAUUGUGAACCAGGCCACAGAAAUUGUUAAAGCUAAUCAUAUGGAUGAUGUUAUUUCCAUUAUCAAAGGCAAAGUUGAAGAAGUUGAACUCCCUGAAGGAAUUGAAAAGGUUGAUAUUAUUAUCUCUGAAUGGAUGGGUUAUUGCCUGUUUUACGAAUCAAUGUUGGAGACCAUUCUGCAUGCCCGAGACAAGUGGUUGAAACCUGACGGACUUCUCUUCCCCGACCGAGCCAGCUUGUAUGUUUGCGCUAUCGAAGACAGACAGUACAAGGAUGACAAGAUUAACUGGUGGGAUGAGGUAUACGGAUUCAACAUGAGCUGCAUUCGCAAAGUCGCCAUCACUGAACCACUCGUCGACGUGGUCGAUCCUAAGCAAGUUGUAUCCAAUUCAUGUCUACUAAAGGAAGUUGAUCUGUACACCGUCACUAAAGACGAAUUGGCAUUCAGUUCUCCAUUCUCUCUUCAGCUUCGUCGUAAUGACUACGUUCAUGCAUUGGUAACAUUUUUUACCAUCGAAUUUACUAAAUGCCACAAGAGGAUGGGAUUCAGCACAGCGCCCGAUGCUCCUUACACGCACUGGAAGCAAACUGUUUUUUAUCUGGAUGAUUAUCUUACAGUCAAGCGAAACGAAGAGAUUUUCGGUGUUUUCGGAAUGAAGCCGAAUGCGAAGAAUAAUCGUGAUCUGGACUUCAACAUUGAGUUGAAUUUCACGGGUGAACUGUGCACACUUCAAGAGAACAACGUCUAUCGCAUGCGCUAAAUGAUUUGUCGGAGAAAGGGUCUUUAAGCCCAGGUGCGUGAUUUUGGAAACACAUUCAGUCAAUAACAUGAAUUGUUAAUUUUUGGUUGGGUGGCUAAUUUUUUAUUUGUAUGGAAAGUUUUCAACUUCCGUCACCUAAUUUAUUAGUAUCCUAUCUUGCCCAAUAGUUUUCCACUUAUUCUAAUCUCCUAGAAACUUUUUUUAAUUUCGUUCGCUAAUCCCAACCAGUGGAAAACUACUUGUGUUGAAAACUUAACAUGAUUUCAUUCGCGCGGCAAACUCAUGAAAAAAAAAAAUAAAAGCCACCAUUUCUUUUUAAUAAACAUUUUUUUUUUUCUUCAA
This is a messenger RNA of Daphnia pulicaria, 1577 nucleotides long. It is a transcript of the gene Art1, whose product is annotated as protein arginine N-methyltransferase 1-like. Gene Ontology annotation, cellular component: nucleus. Lineage: Eukaryota; Metazoa; Arthropoda; Branchiopoda; Diplostraca; Daphniidae. The coding region runs from base 144 to 1235 and encodes 363 amino acids. Gene Ontology annotation, molecular function: protein-arginine N-methyltransferase activity. The record is from RefSeq and is a predicted model, not a curated record. Gene Ontology annotation, biological process: peptidyl-arginine methylation. The transcript is spliced from 5 exons.